Messenger RNA from Osmia bicornis bicornis, 1699 nucleotides. RefSeq names its product splicing factor 45 (gene Spf45). Gene Ontology annotation, molecular function: RNA binding. Gene Ontology annotation, cellular component: precatalytic spliceosome. The record is from RefSeq and is a predicted model, not a curated record. The transcript has 4 exons. Gene Ontology annotation, biological process: mRNA cis splicing, via spliceosome; alternative mRNA splicing, via spliceosome. NCBI's taxonomy places the organism in Eukaryota, Metazoa, Arthropoda, Insecta, Hymenoptera, Megachilidae. Bases 394 to 1542 code for a protein of 382 amino acids.
AUUUUGAAACAUUAAUAAUUACAAAUAUAUGUUAUUCAACAUAAUAUAAACUCUUUAUUUAUUUUUCUUAGUCGGAACAGAUAUUUUAAAAGGAAAUAUUUUAAUAUUUUUUAGAUUUUAACAUGAUUAUUUUGUUUUGUAAGAUUUAUAUAAAUCAUUUGAAGUUAGUCAAGUAUUUCCCACACAAUUACAUGUCAUUCAUAAAAGCACCCUAGAUACGAAACUAACCUCUAACAGCGAGCUUUAAGCAGCUUUAAGCGUCAAUAAAAGAAGCAUACCAUGUAAAAUUCUUUUUCUAAAAAUCGUUUACCUUGAAUAUUAUCAUUUAUAGGAACGCUGAAACAAUUUAGGUUUAAAAUUAAGUGAAGAAUGUUUUAAUGUAAUCAUUCCACAAUGUCUCUAUAUGACGAUUUUGAUAAACAUAGAACGUCGGAAAAAGUAGCUGGAUGGUCGUCCAGCAUUAAAUUAUUACAAUCUCAAUUACAAUUAAAGAAAGCCGCCACUACACAGCCAAAACGGGAACAGUAUAGAAAAGCCACAGCAGUAUUAGCGCCUGUAAUAGAUUUGAAAUCAAAAGCUAAUCGAAAUACAGACAGAGACGAUGAUGGACUGCAUAGCAAUCCACUUUCCUGUGGUACUGUUAGCAGUAUUGGGGUUGGUGGUGAAUUUGAUUGGAAUGUAGUAAACGAAUAUGAUCCUAUGUGGCCUAAUGAGUAUGACAAAGUUGUCAAAGAACUCAGAGAUUUACGUGAUAGGGAACAUGAUCAAGAAACUGAAAUGCGUAAACGUAGAAGGGAUAAUUCACGUUUUGAAGACACUCAGGCUUCAUCUGGAAAUAAUACAAUGAUCCCACCUGAAAGGGACGAAGAAAGAACCCCAACAUCAAGGGGUAUUGCUGGUGGAGCAGCCAUAGCUCCACCACCUUCUUUACAAGAAUCUUCUGAUCUUCCACCUCCAGCACCAAGACCACCAACUAGCAUGGGAUAUGCAACAUCGUCUGUAGCAGCAAAAAUAAUGGCCAAAUAUGGUUUCAAAGAAGGGCAAGGACUUGGUAAAAAAGAGCAAGGAAUGUCUGUUGCUUUACAAGUUGAAAAAACUAGCAAACGAGGUGGAAGAAUUGUUGGGGAGAGAGAACAACUUAUGCCACCACCACCACCUGUUGCUGUUUCUCCACCUCCAGCACAAUCACAAACUCUUCCGACGCAACCUUCUGAAGAACCUAGCAUUACAGAAAUAAUGAAAUGUCCCAGUAAGGUUGUGUUAUUGCGCAACAUGGUUGGCCCUGGGGAAGUAGAUGAUGACCUUGAACCUGAAGUUAAAGACGAAUGUAACACAAAAUACGGCGAUGUUGCACGUGUUAUUAUUCAUGAAGUAACCGAAGCAGCCCCGGAAGAAGCUGUUAGAAUUUUUGUAGAAUUUAAAAGAAUAGAAAGUGCUAUUAAGGCUGUUGUUGAUUUAAAUGGACGCUUUUUUGGUGGAAGACAAGUUAAAGCAGGUUUUUAUUCCAGUGAAAAACUUGAUAGUCUACAGUUGAUGGACUAAUUUUUUUCUUUAAUAAUUUGCUUUAAUAAAUACAACAAAAAAAUCUAGAUGAAGGUAAAAUAUGUUGACUGUUAUGUAUAAAAUGACACAACAUAUAAUUUUAUCAAACGAUUGUAUUUUAUUUAAUUAUAUAAUAAAAGCUUUAAUAAUCUCAUAA